Trematomus bernacchii (emerald rockcod) is the source of this 2553-nucleotide messenger RNA. RefSeq names its product methyltransferase like 22 (gene mettl22). Gene Ontology annotation, biological process: protein methylation. The coding region runs from base 181 to 1425 and encodes 414 amino acids. Gene Ontology annotation, molecular function: protein methyltransferase activity. Gene Ontology annotation, cellular component: nucleus. The record is from RefSeq and is a predicted model, not a curated record. Lineage: Eukaryota; Metazoa; Chordata; Actinopteri; Perciformes; Nototheniidae. The transcript has 12 exons.
AAGUUACGAGGGUGGACUAUUCAGACCGCUUAAGCCAUGCUUCAGACCAAUGACAGAGGGGGUGUGUGCUUAGAUCUGUAAAGAGAACGGGGUGUGUUUUCUGCACAGACUGCACUUGCUAUCGGAAAGAUACUGACAGCAGAUCUCUGCUCUGCUCGUCUGUAGCAUGAGCUCUGAGCCAUGGACCGGAUCACCUUCCACCAUGACACCGUGCUGUCAGACGUGCACAUGCUGCGGCCCAACGCCCGCCACCUCAUGACCCGCCUCAACUCUGUGGGCCAGCCCGUCUUCAUUUCUAAAUUCAAGAUCCUGUCAGUUGGUGAAGGACCUGACGACAAUGACCCAGAGAAAGGUGUACCGGAGGCAGGGGUGGGCCACGAACCAAAGAAAGAGGACGAAAAAGUCUCUCAAAGUCAAGAUGGAGAGGAUGGGGGGGAAGUCGGUGGGGAACCAUUCCUGGAUGAGGACGGAGACCUCCACAUCACACACCGGCCGAGAACGAACCCUCCGGAGAGAAACAGUCGCGACCUGGUGUGUCCCAUCAUCCUGCAGCAGGCUGACCCUGAGCUGAAGCCAGAAGAGGAGCACUCGGAGGAUGAAGACGAUCAGGCCUUCGACGACAUUAUAAAGAUUGAACACACCAUGGCCACAACCCUGGAGGAUGUAGGCAAACAGGUGUGGCGGGGGGCCUUCCUCUUGGCGGACUUCAUUCUCUCCAGCCCUGACAUGUUCAGAGGAGCCACAGUCCUGGAGCUGGGAGCGGGAACAGGCCUCACCAGCAUCGUCAUGGCAACCAUCUGCAAAACAACAUUCUGCACAGAUGUGGGAGAGGACCUUCUAAGCAUGUGCAAGACAAAUGUAACAUUAAACAGACACCUGAUGGAGGCUGCAGGUGGUGAUGUGAGAGUGAGACAGCUGGACUGGCUUCAGCAUGACCUUUGUACAGAUGCAGACGUGGAGUUUAGCUGGACAGAGGAGGAAGUAGAAGACAUGUACAACAACACUGAGAUCAUCAUUGCUGCUGAUGUUAUCUAUGACGAUGAGCUGACAGACGGUCUGUUCCGGACCCUGUACCGGCUCUGCAGCAGCUUCUCUCACAGCUGCUCCGUCUUCAUCUCCAUAGAGAAAAGGAUGAACUUCACUCUGAGACACAUGGACGUGUCCUGUGAUGCCUACAACCACUUCAGCCGCUGCCUGUCCCAGCUGGUGGCCCUGCAGGACGGACGCUGCAGCUUCACAGUGCAGCAGCUCCCUACCCACUUUUCACAGUUCCUCCUGUAUGACCGCAUCGAGCAGCUGGAGCUGUGGAAGGUGACCUCCACCCCCCUGCCAUCUGAGCGGACCCUUCCCCCUGAGUCUGCUUGUGGUAGCAGUUUGAACGCUGAGCCCCCCACCCCACAUGUUCCCAUUCAUAGAUCCUGUUAGGAGUUCAGUUUGCUAAAUAAGUAGAAUGAAACAAUUGACUAAAUUCAAGACGGAAACAAAAAAUAAAUAUAGUUUAUAAAGGGACUUUUUUUUUUCAGGAAUUUCGAAUAAUUUAUUUUUUUAACUAGAUUUAUGCAUUCUUGAACAUAAAGAUAUUUAUAGGAAAUGGAAGUUCUCCAGGUUUGUAAUGAGAACGUUUGAUGUUUGAACAGUAACCUUUGUAUAAUGUUAAAUAAAGUGUUGCAGAACACAUACCCUACAAGUUGGUCAUGAAGUUAGUAUUUGGAAGAAACUCAAUUGCAUAUUUUUAAAGUAUUUUUGUCUUCUUUGACUUCAGAAGCAGAUUUGUGAGUUUAAUGCUUGACAGAAGCUGUAAUGACGAGAUAAUAAGAAUAAUAACAAACUGUGUGCGCGUGCAGGAAACUCAUCAAUGUUACAGCUCGUAUGACACAGAAACAUAUUAGUGAAGUAUAUCUGUUGGAUAUGGAGACUCUUCUGGAUCCCAUGCUGGCGGUGUGUGUUGCUCAGGGCGACGGAUCUGUGAGCAUGCCAUCAGGUGUGUGUUCAGCCACAUGUCCUCUGAUCCAGCUACGGGUCACUGAUCCUUUACAGUUUUCAGGAGACCCACUUUUUCAUACAAAUCUUGUUGUUUAUAUCUUACAAAACAGAUAUGAAAAUAUUGUCUUUAACUUUAUAGUCAAUGUCUGUUGCCCACAUUUUUGAUUUCAUACUUUGUGUGCAAACUACAUGACGUGCUCUAUCUUUACUGUAUUAGAACCCUUUCUCACCUAAAGAAGCUCCAGAGUCCCAUGCUGCAUGAACUCCUUCACCAGCAGCACUGGUCAUUAAUAUUCACUGAGCAUAUCUGUGGCUCUGAUAUGUAUUCUUUACUUACAAAAUAUGUAUUUAUGAAUACUAAACGAGAGCAUGUCAUACAUUAAAUAGAGGAACAACCCCCCACCCCCUGCUUUAGGUAGAAAAAAGCAAAACCAUGUUUAAUUAAAACUACAUUUUUUUUUUUUGGCUGGUGUUUGGAACCUUCCCAUAACAAAAAAAGAGUGACAAUGUCGGCUCCUCUGAAGGGGCGAUGUUGGCCGUAUCACAUGUAUCUCUGGAAAAAAAAGAUGA